Molecule: messenger RNA, 1655 nt
Organism: Chenopodium quinoa (quinoa)
Lineage: Eukaryota; Viridiplantae; Streptophyta; Magnoliopsida; Caryophyllales; Amaranthaceae
Product: diacylglycerol O-acyltransferase 3, cytosolic-like
Exons: 2
Coding region: 199-1308 (369 amino acids)
Source: RefSeq, a predicted model, not a curated record
AACGCGUGCUCAACAGAAAACAGCAAUCGCUCCACAAAUUUGACUCCCAUGUAAACUUUCUCUCUCCUCCAACCAAUUACCUUCCGCCACGUACCCCAUAAAUCCUCCUUAUACACAACCCUCACCUUCUUCCUUCAAGAGUUCCAGAAAUUAGGAGAGAGAAAAUCAAAAUCCACCCAAAAACUUCAGCAAUCAUCAAUGGCGGUGUUAAACGGCGUCGUACUGAAGCCCUCUUCUUCUUCUUGCUGUUAUUACACUACCCAGAUUGGAAAACUUUCUGGGAAUGCAAGAAAUUCAUGUUUUUUGAAUUCUGAAGUUUGUUUUAGAAGAGGGAAUCGAAUACCCAGUUUGAGGGAAUUUAAAUUAAAAGUUGGGAAUCGUGGGUUUGAAGAUGAAGGGCACUUAGAUUAUUAUAAUUCUGGGGUUGGAGUUGGGGUUUCGGUUUCCUCUGUUUGUGGAGAGAAAAAGGGAAAGGGGAAAAAAGGGUGGAAUGGGAUUCCGGUGAAAAAGAGGAUGAAAUUGUUGAAGGGUUUGGUUAAGGAUUUAUCGGCCUUUUCUGAGUUAGGGUUUGGGUUGAAUUUGGAUUCUGAUAAUAAUCUGGGUUUUGCUGUUGAUGAUGAUAAAUCCAGAACUAUUUCUCAAGCAGCAGAGACACUGUUAGCUCAAUUGAAGCUGUUAAAAGCAGAAGAAGAAAAGAUGAAGAAUUGUAAAUCACAAGACUGUGAAUCCUCCUCUUCCUCUUCGGAAUCGAGUGACAGUGAAUGUGAUGAAGUGAUUGACAUGAAAACUGUGAAAAACAAGACCAUUGUUCGACCUUAUGAAUCUAAAGAGAUUGAUUUAGUCAGUGAGAAACCUGCUCAAUGUACAAGUGAGCAACUAUCUCUAACCUCAGAGCAGAAGUGCAGCAAUAUGAUCCUUGAUUUGACCUUAAACAAGGAUGUAGGAAUCGAAGUUCUGGACUCGGAAACUCUGCAGCUGCAUCAGCCGAGAGUGGAAAGUAUAGGGAAGAAGAUCGAGGUUUGUAUGGGCGGGAAGUGCAAGAAAUUAGGUGCCCCGGCAUUGAUGGAGGAGUUUCAAAGAGCAGUAGGCAGUGAGGGAGUUGUUGAAGGGUGCAAGUGCUUGGGCAAGUGUAAAAGUGCACGUAAUGUCAGACUUCAGAAUGGUAAUGUAGGUGCUGAUACUGUGAAAACUAGUAACCCUCUCUACAUUGGUGUCGGUUUAGAAGACGUAGAGUUGAUCGUUGCAAACUACUUUGAGGAACAGGCUAAGGAUCAAUUGCACGUUGCUGUUGCUGCUGUUUCUUCCUGAAGAAAUUUUGUUGCCAUUGCUGACGUCUCAGAUUCAGUUGUGUAGCUGAUAUGCAGGUUGAAACAAUUCACGGAGAUUAAGAAUUCCGAACUUGUCUGAAGAAUUAUUUCAGUGUCUGAACUGAAGGAGGAGACUAGUGAGAAGGAGCUGAAAUAUUCCUGUCAAUGUUAAAAUUAUUACUUUGGAGAGUGUGAUUCUGAUUAAGGUUUUCUUCUUUUUGAUAAACCUGUUCAUUGUACAUAACACUCCAAUUUACUGUAUUCUAUAUACUACGUAGUAUUGUGUAUUGAUUGUAUUUUAGAAACAAGAGAACUAGAAAUUGAAUAGAACAGUGAUUAUUUACUCAA